This is a messenger RNA of Hypoxylon fragiforme, 690 nucleotides long. RefSeq lists its product as uncharacterized. The coding region runs from base 1 to 690 and encodes 229 amino acids. The transcript is spliced from 2 exons. NCBI's taxonomy places the organism in Eukaryota, Fungi, Ascomycota, Sordariomycetes, Xylariales, Hypoxylaceae. The record is from RefSeq and is a predicted model, not a curated record. Gene Ontology annotation, cellular component: nuclear exosome (RNase complex); cytoplasm. Gene Ontology annotation, biological process: RNA processing. Gene Ontology annotation, molecular function: RNA binding.
AUGGCGCAAUCCGUAGCGAUCCCCGGUCAAUAUCUGGGCCCCGCAGACAAGUACGUCGCCGGCCCUGGGACACACAUCUAUAAUUCGAACCUCUACUCGUCGCUGUUAGGAACCAUAGCCGUCGCAGCGCCCGAGAAGGCGACGUUGGGUCCAGCGAAGCGACUCACUAGGAUCCCUGUGUUGGGUUCGAACAGCAAUAAUAGCAAUAGUGGAAGUGGCGGCAACAACAACAGCAGUAGCGGUGUCUCUAGUACCAGCACACUGCCGAUGAUAUCCGUGUCGCAAAUCGGCAUCGUAGAGAAGCGCGAAGUACUGCCGGAGGUAGGCAACGUGGUGCUGUGCCGUGUUACGCGCAUAACGCCCCGUCAUGCCACCGUUGCGAUACUUGUCGUCGGUGAAACCGUGCUGGAGGCCGAGUGGCAGGGUAUGAUCCGGUCACAGGAUGUUCGGGCUACGGAGAAGGAUCGGGUCAAGAUAUACGAGAGUUUCCGCCCCGGUGAUAUUGUGAGGGCGCAGGUGAUAUCGCUAGGUGAUCAGGCGAAUUAUUACCUCUCGACUGCGAGCAACGAGCUUGGCGUUAUCAUGGCCACGAGCGAGGCCGGAAACACCAUGUACCCCGUCAGCUGGAAGGAGUAUAAAGACCCGGAGACAGGGCUUAGCGAGUCCCGGAAGGUGGCUAAGCCUUUUUGA